Messenger RNA from Amphimedon queenslandica, 2368 nucleotides. RefSeq lists its product as uncharacterized. NCBI's taxonomy places the organism in Eukaryota, Metazoa, Porifera, Demospongiae, Haplosclerida, Niphatidae. The record is from RefSeq and is a predicted model, not a curated record. Gene Ontology annotation, biological process: regulatory ncRNA-mediated post-transcriptional gene silencing. Gene Ontology annotation, molecular function: helicase activity. The transcript is spliced from 8 exons. The coding region runs from base 20 to 2368 and encodes 782 amino acids. Gene Ontology annotation, cellular component: cytosol; P granule.
GUGACGUCCUAAGGUCACAAUGGCGCAUACCAUGACACAAGAUUCAGGACAAGAUAGGAAGCCAACUCGGAAACCAAGCAUAGCAGAUCCUGAAUUUAGUGAAGCGUUAAAACCUCUUUUAUCAGCCAGAAGAUUGACCGAAUCAGAUCUGCAAGUCAAUGUCAAAAAAGAAGAAAUCGAAAAAAUUACUUGUCCUGAUAAUGACCUCAUUGGAAGAGAUUGGUACUCAUUUGGGUUACAGAAAGAAAUAGACUCGGACACACUCAAUCAAAUCAAGGAAGAUAAUAGUACCCUACGAGACAGAAAGUCUGAUCUCCUUCAUCUCCUGAUUGAGCCAAAGUAUCAAAUUCGCUAUGAAGACAUCGUCUAUUUUCAUUUCAAAAAUGAUCAGAGUCAAUUUAUCAAGCGUGUCCUAGACUAUCUUGUUGAUCAAAGAAGAAGGACAGAGCCAUAUAAUCCCAAAUAUAAGAAAGACAAUAAGCCACCAAAGUACACAGAACGCCCGUGGCAAGCUAUUUAUGCAAAAAGAUCAAAAGCUCCACCAGUUCCUGGUCCAAGACAAGAACUUAGUACUAGAAACUAUCAAGAUAAAUUUUAUGAUACACUUUGGUAUGAAGAAAAAGAACACACAAAAAAACUUCAUAAUAAGUGCAGUGGAGUUUACAGAUUGUUUGUCACUGAUGAUGUCCCACCAGAAGUCAAGGAUCUACUAUUGCAACCAGACCGAUAUAAAGAAUUUGGGUACAUUGAGGAUGAUGCAUUUACUUAUGACAAGAUAGAGUAUGCCACUCAAGCUAGCGAAGGUGUUAACAUUUAUAAAUCAAAUGGCUUUGUUUGCAAGGCAUCAAUUUCUCAACACAAUUUUUCUCAUGUUGAGCAGCGCCUUUAUUUAUGUUUUCCUGACGGAACUAGGAGAAAGCUUGAAGCUCAACUGUCUCACAGAAAUGGCCACUUUAAAGUUAAAAUGGAGUUUGAAUUGAAGCAUUCUUAUUUUAACAACCUUCAGCAUGCUGUUGCUAUCAUACCGCAAUAUGUUAUCAACUGUCUUUUAUCUGAGAAGCAGUCUUUCAGUGAUUUGGAGGAAAAGUUUAAACCUCACUGGUCAGAAUACAGUUUCAUGAAACUGGAUGAUGUCCAAACACAAGCGCUUCAAAUGAUCACUUCUGUUUCUUCAAAGCAUACUGCAGAUUCAUGCCCUCCUCCAGUUUUUCUUUAUGGUCCCUUUGGUUCUGGUAAGACCCGUAUUCUCGCUCGUGCUGCUUAUGAAGUUAUGACCAAUGGAGUUUCAAAAGGUGAUCCUUUUACGAGAAUAUUAAUCUGUGCUCAUCACCCUCAGUCAGUUAAUUCUUUCAUUGAUGAUUAUUUCGCUCGAAUUGAAGAUGAAGAAGGCGAACUUCCAUACCGUGUUUUUCAUGUUUCUCGAUAUUUGGGUAAUCCUCUCCCAAAGUCGUAUAAUUCUCAUUUCUACACGACUUUUGAUAAACUUGAGGAUUUAAAACCAGAAAAGCUAAAGAAUGUCAUCAUUAUUGCGUCUUAUAAUGCAUCCUUGAAUCUUUACCACAUAUUUGAUGUUCCUGGCUAUGGUUAUUUCAACUACGUAUUCCUUGAUGAAGCAGCUCAGGUACGUGAGCCAGAAGCAAUAACUCCAUUAGCUCUUGCUACACGAGAUGCUAAAAUUGUUCUUGCUGGAGAUGACAAACAGGUUGGCCCUAAAACCCUUGUACUGGGAGAAGAGGCACAAAGUGAUGGUCUUGAUGUUUCCCUUUUAACACGUUUAACAGAUCGCUACAAGGGAAUGGGUCCCACUGCAGCUACUUACGUGAUAACAUUGUCUAGUAAUUAUCGUGCUCAUAAAGAUCUCCUUUCAUUGCCAGAGUUAUUUUAUGGGAAGCUACAUGCAAGUGAAAAUAAACCAGUUUGGCAUCACAAAGGUCCAUCUGGUUAUAGAUUUGUAUGUUCUAAUUCUAGACUUGUACCUGAAUGUGUUGCUGCUAAUGAAGAGCAGCAAUUGGUUGAGGCAUGUAUUGUCUUGGAACAGGUAUUACUUUAUUUUAAAGAAACAGAAAAUGAGAGGAGGCCUCCUCAAAUUUGUAUCAUUUCUUCUACUAGGAAGCAAUUAAAUCAUAUAAAGCAAAUGGUCUCUCGUUACCCUUGCUACAAUAUUUUGAAAGAAAAGAGAGUAAAGUUUUUGCCAUCUUUUAUGAUUCAAGGUCAUCAGUUUGAAGCAAUAUUUUUGUGCUUGCUGGAGCCUUUGAAGGAUGGGAAAAUUAAAGAAUACUUUACUAAAAGUCUCUUUAAUCAUUUUGUGUUUAACACGGUUAUCACAAGAGCAAAAACUCUUGUAGUGACUGUCGGAGUGGUAAGGUGA